Messenger RNA from Capsicum annuum, 1582 nucleotides. RefSeq names its product (S)-coclaurine N-methyltransferase. NCBI's taxonomy places the organism in Eukaryota, Viridiplantae, Streptophyta, Magnoliopsida, Solanales, Solanaceae. The record is from RefSeq and is a predicted model, not a curated record. The transcript is spliced from 9 exons. The coding region runs from base 239 to 1378 and encodes 379 amino acids.
AGAUAGCAAUUUUAUUAUAUGUAUGAAAAUUACCAGAAAGGGAAAGCUCUUUGCAACUACCAUAUCAUUGAUGUGAAUUUUAGUUUGGAAUUUUCGGCCUUGACGAUAGAAUGGGUGCGCCGGGGCUCCAUAACUUGUAGAUAAGCCAACAAAAUAAGAGAAAGUCCACUUGUCCCUAUCCACAUCGAUCAUUAUAUUCUUCCCUUCUUCCAUUCUCCUUAAGCAGAUUAGAGAAAGAAUGAUGGAUGGCAUAGUGGCGGUGCCAUAUGAUGCUACGGUACGUUUGAUGCUGUCUUUGCUGGAGCGCAACCUCUUGCCAGAUGCCGUUAUACGACGCCUCACAAGACUGCUCUUAGCUACCCGACUUCGCUCUGGUUACAACCCAUCAGCCGAGCUUCAGCUCUCUCAUCUUCUCCACUUUGUACAUUCUUUAAGAGAGAUGCCUAUAGCUGUGAUGACUGAGAAGCCAAAGUCCCAACAUUAUGAACUUCCUACUUCUUUCUUCAAAAUUGUUCUUGGAAACCACCUCAAAUACAGCUGCUGUUACUUCAAAGACAAGUCGAGCACUUUAGAGGAUGCUGAAAAAGCGAUGAUGGAAUUAUAUUGUGAAAGGUCAGAGUUGAAAGAUGGACAAACUGUACUUGAUGUUGGAUGUGGCUGGGGCUCACUUUCUCUAUACAUAGCACAAAAAUACAGUGGCUGCAAAGUUACUGGAAUUUGUAAUUCAGUGACCCAAAAAGCACACAUAGAAGAGCAGUGCCGGGAGCUUCAACUGGGAAAUGUGGAGAUCAUUGUUGCAGAUAUUAGCACAUUCGAGAUGGAAGGAUCCUAUGAUAGAAUAUUGUCUAUUGAAAUGUUUGAGCAUAUGAAGAACUACGAAGAUCUCCUGAAGAAGAUCUCAAGAUGGAUGAAGCCAGAUAGUCUUCUCUUUGUUCACCAUUUCUGCCACAAGGCAUUUGCUUACCACUUUGAGGAUGUGAAUGAUGAUGAUUGGAUCACUAGGUACUUCUUCAGUGGAGGUACAAUGCCUUCUGCCAAUCUCCUCCUCUAUUUUCAGUGUGUAGAAGUGCCUAGAUCAGUGCAAUGCACUCCCAAGGAAGUCCAGAAAGAUCGAGCUAACUUGCAGGAUGACGUUUCUGUGGUUAAUCAUUGGCUCAUUAACGGAAAACAUUAUGCGCAAACAAGUGAAGAAUGGCUUAAGAGAAUGGAUAAGAACAUAAGUUCCAUAAAGCCAAUAAUGGAAUCAACUUAUGGGAAGGACUUAGCUGUUAAGUGGACUGUCUACUGGAGAACAUUUUUCAUUUCAGUUGCUGAACUGUUUGGUUACAACAAUGGAGAAGAAUGGAUGGUUGCACAUUUCCUCUUCAAGAAGAAAUGAACUUGGCAAGCAAAUCAUUUAAAAUUAUUAAGCAUGUCUACUUGCAUUUUACCUAAAAGCAUUAGAAGAGAAAACAGGUUCGUUCCUUGUUAUCUUUGCUCUAUUAACAUAAUAAAUUAGACUAGGAUGUGUCGCUAUCAUUGUUAGUUCUUAAUCAAAUUUUACCCAUCAUAUUCAAAUUCUAUAGACGAGAAUUUCCAUUAA